This is a messenger RNA of Pungitius pungitius (ninespine stickleback), 1924 nucleotides long. Its product is annotated as kunitz-type protease inhibitor 1-like. The transcript is spliced from 10 exons. The record is from RefSeq and is a predicted model, not a curated record. Bases 143 to 1672 code for a protein of 509 amino acids. Gene Ontology annotation, cellular component: plasma membrane. Lineage: Eukaryota; Metazoa; Chordata; Actinopteri; Perciformes; Gasterosteidae. Gene Ontology annotation, biological process: epidermis development; epithelium development; extracellular matrix organization. Gene Ontology annotation, molecular function: protein binding; serine-type endopeptidase inhibitor activity.
UGUCCGGCGUCUCUUCCUGUUUGUGAGCACAGAGACACACCUGAGCGUCUGAGCUCGGAGACAAACCUGGACAUCUAGAGCUGACCUCCGUCAGGACACGUCACGUGACGGACACCGGUUCGUUCUUGAUCUUUUUCACAAAAUGCCUCCACCGUGCUCCUCCUCCCUCUCCCCCCUCUUUCUCCUCCUCCUCCUCGUCGUCGUGCGCCUCUCCGGAGCGGAGGACGCGGAUUGCAGCGCGGCCUUCCGGUCCGGACAGGAGGACUUCGUGCUGGACGAGGAGGACGCAGUGAAGAGGGGCGCCGCGCUGCUGUCCACGGCGCGCGUGCGCUCUGCGGAGGCGUGCAGGAGCGCGUGCUGCGGGGACCCGCUGUGCAACCUGGCGCUGCUGGAGCCGCGCGGCGGGGGGCCGGACGCGGCUGAGGACCGCCAGUGCGUCCUGUUCAACUGCGUGUACAGAAACCGCUACGUGUGCCGGUUCGUGAACCUCAAAGGGUUCCUGAGCUACAUCCGGGAGUCCGUGUUCCAGAAGUACCUGCGCGGACCUCGGGCCACAGGUGACGGCGCUCUGCCCAUCGCCAUAACGCCCCGUGAUGUCAUCAUCCAGCCCGGCGAGGUGGUGACCCUCAGUGGCAUCCAGAGCCUGGCGAUGCACGACGCCCACAUCGCCAAGUACCAGUGGAGUCUGUUUAGUGGAGACGCCAAUGUCACCAUGGAGAAAACGGACAAACCCGACCAGGUGAGACUCUCCAACCUGAGGUCGGGUUCCUUCGUCUUCCAGCUGACCGUCAUCGACUCCAACCACCAGCGCUCCCGAGCCUCCAACGUCUCUGUGGUCGUCCUCGACCCGCAGGGCUCCAGCACCUUCUGUCUGUCCCCGCUGAAGGUCGGUCCGUGUCGCGCUGCGUUUCCUCGCUGGCGCUACAACGCCGCGACCAGCACCUGUGAGAGCUUCCUGUUUGGAGGGUGUAAGUCCAACGACAACAACUUCCUGUCUGAGGAAGAGUGUGUGUCCGCCUGCAAAGGGGUCUCAGCGUCAUCAGAGAGAAGCAUCUCACUGGCCGUCCCUGAUUGUCGGUCUCCCUGUGGUCCUGGUCAGCUGACCUGUGACUCUGACUGCUGCUUGGACAGAAGUCUGGAAUGUGACCAGGUGAAGCAGUGUAAAGACGGAGCGGACGAGGAGCCCUGCAGCAAACUGAACGAAACCUUUAACCACCUGCUGGACAUCCACGUGAACCAGAAGAAAGCCCGGUGUGCCGAGCCCCCCCUCACCGGGGCGUGCCGGGCCAGUUUUACCCGCUGGUACUACGACCCUCUGGACAGGAAGUGCUCCCGCUUCACCUGGGGGGGGUGUGACGACAACGAGAACAACUUUGAGGAGGAAGCCGAGUGCAGCGAGACGUGUGCAGGAGUCACAGAGCAUGACGUCUUCUUCCCGGGGAUGUUUGCUCGCUUUGGGGCCGAGGAGGAGGAGGAGGAAAGUAAUUCGGGGAACAUCGCGCUGGCCAUUUGUCUGUCGGUGGCCAUCUUGGCUCUUUUGGCCGUGCUGACCUACUGCUUCUUGAGGUCCAGGAAGGAGCGCUCCCAUAGGCCGGUGGCCACAGGCCCCGCCCACGUGGCGCUGUCAGAGCAGGACACCCUCGUCUACAACAACACCACCAAACCCAUGUGAGGCAGUCGCCAAGACGACCGCGAAACGGGCUUGAUUGUCAAUAGCAUUGGUGGCGCUGAUUGGUGACGUCAUGGCGAUGGAUCAGCUGGUCAGGGUGUACUUCCUGUGUCAUGUUUCUGAUCUAUUUAUGAAUAUUUUGGUUUUCAGCUGUUUCAGGUCGUUUAAAUCUUCAAUAUGUUUUUAACCUCAAGUCUGUGAUAUUUGACAUGAUGUAUAAAUGUAUAAUAUUUCUGAAUAAAUAAUAUUUCAACA